This is a messenger RNA of Pygocentrus nattereri (red-bellied piranha), 3427 nucleotides long. RefSeq names its product aarF domain containing kinase 2 (gene adck2). The transcript has 8 exons. Gene Ontology annotation, cellular component: mitochondrion. NCBI's taxonomy places the organism in Eukaryota, Metazoa, Chordata, Actinopteri, Characiformes, Serrasalmidae. Gene Ontology annotation, biological process: protein phosphorylation. Bases 776 to 2572 code for a protein of 598 amino acids. The record is from RefSeq and is a predicted model, not a curated record. Gene Ontology annotation, molecular function: protein kinase activity; ATP binding.
UUGGUCGCUGUGCUCUGGCCUUUAGUCUAGCACUCUCUUCGAGUCAGACCGUAACAGUUUUAGUCCAUAAUGUUCAUUUGUUUUCACUUCGUAACUAAAGGCUCUUUUGCCUCCAAAUGCACCCAAAACAGAUCUAUCCUGGCGUUCGUCUCCGGAACCACCUGCAUCAUGUGCAUCUACACGGACUUAUUUAAAGGUAGACCGGGAGACAGCGGGCGAAUUGCAUAUGAAGUAUGAAUGAAUGUAAACACGGAGUAAAACGCUCCUGUCGUGCGAAAUGAAGCUCGUCUUAUUAGUAGGACAGUUUUUCAAAUUGAUAGUUUAAUCACUCGAUUUUAGUGGUCAUCUUUUAUGAAAGCUUGAAUGCGUUGAUAGCAGCAGCUGCCUGUCUGAGUAGCUGUGCCUUGGAUGAGUUAAGUUAGCUGAAUGUAGCCAUUUUUAAGGCAGGCUGGACUUUUUCUGCCUCUAUGAGAAUUUGUGUUGGCAGUUCAGUGCGCACGAUAUAACGCCAUCGUUCACGUAUCUAUAGAAUUUGAUUAGUGCUAGUGAUACUUGGGCUUUACGUUUAAAGCCUUUGAUGCGGGUAGAGUGGAGCAAUACACCCAGAGAUCGGUGUGCUAGUUUAUCUUAAAGAGGCUUAUACGUGUAAUUUCACAGUGUAUUUAGUAGGUUAAUGUAAUGCAGCCCAGUUAAAUGUAGCUCAUAUGAGAAAUCUGUACCAGGCUAUGCCACCAACUAAUGUCUAAGUUCUAAAAAAUAUCAAGCCUACAUUAAAAUGUCUGCAUUUUGUGCAAAGAGCAUUUUACAAAGCCUGAGGUGCACCGUUCACAGAGUUUCUGUGUCAGUUCGGAUUGCUCCUCCGAGAACUUUCUUCGCCAAAAGGUUUCCAGUUCUUUCUUAUACCCCCAAAGUGGCACUGCUGUGUUGGGGUGUGGGCAGUGUCACAUAUGCUUCAGCACAAGAAGCAGUACUUCCACGGAGGACUACAGAGAAGAAAUCUGUUGUCAGAGUGCAGGUUCACAGGCUCAUAUUCAUCUUGCGACUAAGCAUCCGUGCCUUGAUACUCUUGUUCAAAUUCAGCCCCCUCUUGCUGCUCUACCCCCUGACUCUGCUGUCACAGCGCUGUUCCUGCUGUUGGCUUGAUGCCCUGCUGUGGGUCACAGAGUCCUCAGGUCCAACAUUCAUCAAGCUUGGUCAGUGGGCCAGCACACGACGGGACAUCUUUUCUCAGGAGUUCUGUGACCGCUUUGCCCGGCUCCAUGUGAGAGUGCAACCCCACUCCUGGGCACACACUAAGCAAUGUCUGAAGCGGGCCUUUGGUGAGGGCUGGAGGCAGCUGUUUGUGUUUGACAGUAAGGAGCCUGUGGGCUCAGGCUGUGUGGCACAGGUAUAUCGGGCUAAGGCUCGAGUCACAAGUGUGGAGGACCCGGCCUUCCAGGAGCUGUUGGAAGGCCUCGAGAAAGAGGACCUGCUGGAAGCUUGGGAGAUCCCAGGGCUCGAGGGAGCUUGGGAUCAUUUGUGGGGGCCAGAAAAGGAGUCAUUAGAGAGACAGGAGAGCACUGCUGAAUUUCCUCACACUCUAAGAAAGUACACAGACGAGGAGUGUCUCAUGCCUGUGGCAAUUAAGGUGCUUCAUCCUGGCAUCAGGAGACAGGUUCAAAUAGACCUGAUUUUAAUGAAGGCGGGGAGCGUGCUCAUCAGCUGCUUUCCUGGUCUCAAGUGGCUGAGCCUGCCUGAAGUGGUGGAUGAAUUUGAGAAGCUCAUGACCAAACAGAUAGACCUUCGGUUCGAGGCAAGGAACAUAGAACGGUUCAAGAAUAACUUUAAGGACUUGGAAUAUGUCAGGUUUCCAACACCACUCAGACCGUUUGUCACAAGGGCUGUCCUAGUGGAGACAUAUGAGGAAAGUGAACCCAUUUCCAACUACCUGAAGUCUGAGGUGCCUGUGGCCACGAAGCAGAGAAUUGCCCGGAUGGGAGUGGACACACUAUUGAAAAUGGUGUUUGUGGAUAACUUUGUCCAUGGAGACCUUCAUCCAGGUAACAUCCUGGUUCAGAGUGGUGAAGGGGCUGGGCCCCAGGACAGGGCCACACUAACAGACCUGUGGGACACAGUGGUGGUCAGCAUGAGGCCGUCCCCUCCUCCUCUACGUCUGGUACUACUGGAUGCUGGGAUUGUGGCCCAACUCAGUGAGACAGAUCUGCGCAACCUCAGAGCUGUCUUCACUGCUGUUGUCCUAAAACAGGGGGAGCGUGUGGCAGAGCUGAUUCUGAACCAUGCCAGGGCCAGUGAGUGCAAGGAUGUACCACGCUUCAAAAAGGAAAUGGCUGAGCUUGUGAACCACGCACUCAGUGACACUCUGUCUCUGGGGAAGGUUCAGGUGGCAGAACUGCUGUCUCGUGUCUUUGGAUUGCUCAUUCGCCAUAAGGUGAAGCUGGAGAGUAAUUUUGCCUCCGUUGUGUUUGCCAUCAUGGUAUUGGAAGGCUUGGGCAGGUCACUGGACCCUAACCUGGACCUGCUGGAGAUUGCUAAGCCUCUGCUUCUGAAGAACUGUGCUUCUCUUCUCUCCUGAGUGAAGUGGGGCCCCUUUUGUACAAUGAGUUGUUUUAUGUCCAAUGUGUAAAAUCCAAUUAGCUUUGACAAAUGAAGAAGCCAUGACUGAUUAGUGAAAAAUGGAUUACUAAUAGACUUUUGAAUAAUUGAGGAUUUAGGAGUGUUAUUCCAUUAAAAGAAUUGAGGGUGCAAUUUUACAUUGGAGUUUUGGAUCGGCUAUGGGUCCCUCCUUUGCCUCUUCAUUGCAACUGAUGACCUCAUCCUCCUGGCUAGAGAAGAAAUACUACAAACAUGAUUUGAGUUACAUAUCGUACACGUGCACAGUGUGCUGUGGAUAAAGAUAUGAUAAUCAGCUUAUAUCGGCAAAUCUUUGUACAAUCUUUGUACAAUAUUACUUGAAUGCAUCAACUGUAUCUGAUAGGUGUGCAGAUUGUCAGAGUUGCAGCUUUGUUUACUGAUUCCGUAUAGUGCUGAAGAGAAAACCUGAUCUACAGAAACAUGACAUUGGUGUGUUGUGUUCAGGAAAUGUGAAAAAUCAUGAUUUUAGUCUAUACUUUAUGCAUGUUGCCCUAACAAUGCAAGGAAAUAUAGAGGUCCAUACAUUCUUAGAAACACUACUUUGUACACUGAUGUUUAUCCUAAUGAAAGUAUACAUUUAGUCAUACUCUAUAAAUUGUGGUAUGAGUGGGAUUUAUGUUGGUGUGGAUCUUAUUUCCUGACACCCUUUUUCAUUGUAGACAACCUCAGGAUUACGUUUAAGCAAAACUGUCUGUCAGAUCUUGUAAUGACGUAUAGGCCUGAUUUUCUCCUAAUUAUUUUUGCCAUCACCAUGUUUUGCCACUAAGCUCAUAGAAUAAAAUACAAAUAAAUCCUA